AUGAUUCCAGUAGACGAAAAGCAACUCCCGCAACAGCAACAGAAGCAAGACCAAAGGCAACAACAAGAUGAAGAGGAGCAACAACGAAACGAUACCCAUAACGUUAAAAAUAACAAUAACAAUAACGAUGGUGCAGAUCCAUCUGUUGCAACGGACGAUUCAACAGUCGUGCCUAUGUUUGAUACCAAAGCCGAAGCAGAGGAACGGGCAGCGAUGCAUCGUGGACGACUUUAUGAAAUGCUACGACGACAGCCACAUAACUGGUUCCCACUUUUCUCUUAUCUCAGCGCACUUGGGAUGGCCGUAGCACUCGUCGUCAGCUUUAUCCACAAUAGACAGCUGACAGGCAGUGUCAUUGAAAUUUCGCCAUUCAAUGUCAUGCUCGGUCCAUCGACUCAAGUUUUAGUCUAUGAAGGAGCACGUUAUUCACCAUGUAUGCGCAGUACGGACCUGACCAAUUUUGCUUGUCCCGAUACCAAAAGCGAUGGUGGCCUUUCGCCACCUUCCAUGAUUCUCAGUUUGGAAACGUCGGCAAAUGCCAACUGUGAUAUCCAAGAUGUAUGUGGCAUGGCGUCGUUUGGUGAUGGUGAUCCAAACCAGUGGUACCGUGUCAUUACCGCAACUUUUGUCCAUUCGGGUAUCUUGCAUUAUUUCUGUAAUAUGCUUGUACAUUUGGGACUAGGCCGAAGAGUCGAACGUAGAUUGAAUCCUUUACGGUAUGGUCUCGUGUGGUUGAUUUCCGGUAUAUUUGGAUUUGUUGCUAGCACUACAUUUUCUCCGGUAUCAAGUGCGUCCAUGGGUUGUUCGGGCUCUCUUUUUGGGAUCGCAGCAUUAUUAUUAAUUGAUCUAAUGCGAAGCUGGAGACUUAUUGCUGAUCCCGGCUGGCAACUAACCAAAUUAAUCACAUUAAUGGCACUCGCUCUUGUUUACGGAUACUUGCCUGGGCCAGACAAUUUUGCUCAUAUUGGUGGAUUUAUUUCAGGGCUGCUGGUCGGCCUUGUUGUAAUGCCCGCCACUAAGCCCAACUAUAGUAAAGCUCGUAUUAUCUUUAAAUGGAUCAUGCGAGUUGUCAUUGUGGUUCUAUUGGGCGUAGCAUCUUUUUUGUUGUUGAACACAUUUUACAAGGGCGAAAAACCAGAAGUGCUUUUUUCAUGGUGCAAGUAUCUAGCCUGUUUACCAAUAGGCGACAUGUGUAAUGUUUACAAUGUAUAA
Zychaea mexicana is the source of this 1212-nucleotide messenger RNA. RefSeq names its product rhomboid family-domain-containing protein. Bases 1 to 1212 code for a protein of 403 amino acids. Lineage: Eukaryota; Fungi; Mucoromycota; Mucoromycetes; Mucorales; Lichtheimiaceae. The record is from RefSeq and is a predicted model, not a curated record. Gene Ontology annotation, biological process: proteolysis. The transcript has 6 exons. Gene Ontology annotation, cellular component: membrane. Gene Ontology annotation, molecular function: serine-type endopeptidase activity.